AUCAAUUUCAUACACCUAAAUUUAUUAUUAUGUAUUAUUUGUUUAUAUCACGUGAUUUAAAUAUAUCCAUUUUAUAUUUAUGACUAGUUUUAUCUAGAUGAACUUUCAAAAUACUAAUUUUCCAGGCAUGGUAGAACCAUCUCCAAAUAUUGGUGGGCCCAAUAUGCAAAAUUUUCCACCACAGAAUUUUCAAAUGAUGCCACCAUAUCCGCCAAAACAAUUUGGCAAUCAAGGACCUCCACCACCUCAAGGAAAUAUGCCAGGCGGUUUUCCUCCUAAUCAAUUUCCACCUCAAAAUUUUCCAAAUUCUAAUUUUUCCCAAUUUCGUCCUCCAUUGGGUCAAAUGGCUCCUGAUCCUAUGUUUGGAAAUUUUGGACCAACAAAUUUUAUGAAUCAGCCAGAUAGUUUUAUGGGAAAUAUGCCAUUUAACCAAAACUCAGCCAAUGAUAACAGAAUGCGAUUUAAUGAAGGGAUGAAUAAACCAAGAGGAAAUUUUCCGCCCCAGACAGACAACCAAACGAUCUUUGUUAGCAAUUUACCUGAAAGUAUUACUGAACAAGAUUUAAUAAAUCACUUUGGAUCGAUUGGUGUGAUUAAGAUUGAUAAAAAAUUGAGGAAACCAAAGGUUUACAUAUAUUGUGAUAAAGCAACGGGCAAGAGCAAAGGAGAAGCAACCGUAUCUUUUGACGAUCCUCAAACAGUUGAUGCUGCUAUAUCUUGGUUUAAUGGAAAAAUGUUUAGGAACAAAACUAUCAAAGUUGAAGUAGCCACUGCUAAGGAAUCACGAGUAGGACCUCCUGGCGGUUCUCCAUUUAUGAACGGACCUCCCCCUUAUAUGCCGAUGCAGCCUCAAGGAGGAAUGUUUCCACCUGCAAUGGGUGGACCCAUAGGCGGUUUUCCACCCAGACAGAGAGGCCCACCCCCUGGUUUCAAUCCUCCUGGAGACUUUCGUGGGGGACCACCACCUGGUAAUAAUGGCUACCAAAAUGAUGGUGGAGAUUAUCGUGAUGGAAAUGGAAGGAAUGAUAACCAACGUUAUGAUGACAAUCGAGAUAGUGGUCGUGGCAAUAAUCGAAAUAGCCGUGGUGGGGGAGGAAGUAGAGGAGGAGGUGGGGGUGGUGGAAGAGGAGGCGGUGGUAGAGGCGGAGGCGGUGGUAAAGAUAGGCGUGACCGUUUCAGUGAUGACAGAAGACGUGGUGGAAGUGGUGGUGGAGGAGGAGGAAGAGAUAAAGGCGGAAGUGGAGGCAGAGAUGGUGAUUGGGAGUGCUCUGAUUCUGGCUGCAAAAAUAAAAAUUUUGCAUGGAGAACUGAGUGUAAUAGAUGUAAAACGCCUAGAUCUGAAGGAGGUGGUGACAGUGGCCCCAAGGAAUCUCGUGGUGAUGGUGGCAAAGGAAGAAAUAGUUUUGGUGGAGGAGACAAAAGAGGAGGUGGUGGUGGAUUUCGAGGAGGAAGAAACAAUGAUAGAGGUGGAGGAAGAAGAGGGGGAAGACCAUACUAAAUACUCUACUAGUUUUCUAUUGAUGCUUUAUGUAUAUAUUUAGUUAUUUGAUAUUUGUACAAAAAUAUUAUUGUUUAGUGGUACAUUAUAUAAAAAUCUUUUACAAAUUUUACUAAAUAAAGAAUAUUGAAUAA
Gordionus sp. m RMFG-2023 is the source of this 1632-nucleotide messenger RNA. RefSeq names its product RNA-binding protein cabeza-like. Gene Ontology annotation, cellular component: nucleus. Gene Ontology annotation, molecular function: RNA binding; transcription coregulator activity. The record is from RefSeq and is a predicted model, not a curated record. Gene Ontology annotation, biological process: regulation of DNA-templated transcription. NCBI's taxonomy places the organism in Eukaryota, Metazoa, Nematomorpha, Gordioida, Chordodea, Parachordodidae. Bases 98 to 1498 code for a protein of 466 amino acids. The transcript is spliced from 11 exons.